GUCUCCUGGUGUCACCUGUCCGGAGGAUCAUUCCGCAGCCUGCACAGAAUUUUCGAAGCGAGCAGGCAGUUUUUCGCAAAGACCUAACUGAUACAGCGAAUCUGGACUCGCUCAGGAAGUUUGUUUAAUUGACUGACGACAGAAAAAUGACGAAGUUAACGGUUGUCCGGCAGAGCAAUGCUGCUUUCGCAGCCGAUCGCCCCCAGUCCUCGGGGCUAGUUUGUGUCUUCACUGGUGCCACCAGUGGGAUUGGUGCUAGCACCCUCGAGGUCAUAGCAUCGAUGCUCCAUGAUUCCACCAUUUACGUAUUGGGAAGAUCUGCUGCGAAGUUCGCAGGCCAAAGAGAAAGAAUUGCGGCUUUGAGUCCGUCUUGUCGACUAGAAUUCAUCGAGUGCGAUGUAUCGCUUCUUUCCCACGUCGACACCGCAUGUAAGCAGAUUUCGCCUGAGAAGAUCGACCUUCUCUACAUGAGCCAAGGACUUGUCCCACUGAAUGGAGCCGAAUACACCUCGGAAGGCCUAGAAAUCUGCUUCGCACUCUCCUACUACUCUCGCAUCCGGCUUCUCACGAACCUGCUCCCGCUAUUGAGGAAAUCGCCUCGGCCUCGCGUCUUAAGCGUGCUCAAUGGGGGUAAGGAGAAGGCCAUUCUCGAGGAAGACCUCGGCCUCGAGAACGAGGGGAACUGGUCGACGACGGCAGUCGUCAACCACACGACCACCAGCAUGAGUCUCGCCCUGGACUAUUUGGCAGAGGACCCGGGGAACAAGAACCUGACCCUCAUGCACGCAUUUCCCGGCCUGGUGCGCACUGAUAUCUUUGCGAAGCUGAGAGCGCCCCCGUCCUCGAGCAUCUUUUGGCGCAUCGGGCUAGCCUUGAUCCGAAAUGUGGUAGGGUUCUUGAUGAUGGUUCAAGGUAUCAGUCCCCACGAAAGUGGUGAGCGCCACGCAUACCACUUGACUAGUCAAGCCUGGACCCGCGGAACGGGCAUGCACUUGAUCAAUGAAUCGAGCGAAGAGGUACCAGGAAACGCGACCUUGCAGGGGUAUAGGGAGGGAGGACUGGCCAAGAAGAUAUGGGAACACACGAUGCGAGUGUUCGAGAAGGCUCUCGGCCGAAAUUUGUCUUCGUAGGAGUCUGAAGAAGCUGGUAUGUGGUUUCGCUUCUAUUCUGUAUACGUCCGAGGAGGACAUACAUGGCGCCUUCAUACGGUGGUAAGAGCUCAAGACCCAGCGCUUGAAAAGGACACGAUAUCAAUAACUAUGGUUAUAAUACGAUAGGUCAAAUUGAGUUUAUAUCUCAUUAAAACUCGUACAAUAAAUGUUGACCACUUCCCCACACUCCCGGUAUGUAGUCCAGAAGCGU
Molecule: messenger RNA, 1362 nt
Organism: Diaporthe batatas
Lineage: Eukaryota; Fungi; Ascomycota; Sordariomycetes; Diaporthales; Diaporthaceae
Exons: 2
Coding region: 147-1130 (327 amino acids)
Biological process (GO): secondary metabolic process
Source: RefSeq, a predicted model, not a curated record